Molecule: messenger RNA, 891 nt
Organism: Cynara cardunculus var. scolymus (artichoke)
Lineage: Eukaryota; Viridiplantae; Streptophyta; Magnoliopsida; Asterales; Asteraceae
Product: DNA polymerase epsilon subunit 3-like
Exons: 3
Coding region: 106-597 (163 amino acids)
Biological process (GO): DNA damage response; leading strand elongation; heterochromatin formation
Cellular component (GO): epsilon DNA polymerase complex; CHRAC
Molecular function (GO): chromatin DNA binding; protein heterodimerization activity
Source: RefSeq, a predicted model, not a curated record
UAUUAAAAGCCCUCUCCCAGCAAUGGCGGGAAAGAAACCCUAGAUUCAUAAAUAAAAAUACACUGCUAAUUGCUGAGAUCGACGCAAGGAAGAAUAUCUACAAUUAUGGUGACGGCCGCGACACCGACGGCAGGGGAGAAAGUGGUGGCAGAUGCGGAUGAGUUACCGAAGGCGAUAGUGAGGAGGCUAGUAAAGGAUAAACUAUCUCAGUUGUCGCAAGACGGUGGUGAAAUUCAAGUCUUAAAGGAUUCUCUCUUGGCCUUCUCCGAAAGCUCUCGGAUUUUCAUCCAUUACCUUUCCGCUACGGCAAAUGACAUAUGCAAGGAAUCUAAACGGCAAACAAUCAAUGCUGAAGACGUAUUCAAGGCGCUUGAAGAGAUAGAGUUCCCAGAAUUUGUUGCAUCUCUAAGAACCUCUCUUGAAGAGUUCAAGAGGAAAAAUGCUAAAAGAAAGUCCGAGUCGGCGAAAUCAAAGGAAGCCAAAAAGAGCAAAACAGAAGAGCCUCCAAUGGAGAACGGAGAAGCACAGGAAAAUGGUGAGGAAGACAGAAACGAUGCUGCUACUGCUGCUGUUGUUGUUGUUGUUGAUAGCGAGUAGAGAGUAUUUACGCACAUGGUUUCUGUUGGUGAGUGAAGAAGGUGGUUCAUGUGGAACUUUUUUUAGAAGUGUUAUUCCAAUCCAAAUCUUAUGAUUCACACCUAAACUUGCACCUUCUGAAAUGUAGUUGUAAACAAGUGAUGUAGGAAAGUAUGGAGUUUGCAUCUGUAUAUGGCUUCACAAAAGUAUACAUAUAUGAUCAUUGAUUAGUUAACAAAAAUGUAUGAUCGUUGAUCAAACAACAACUUGGUUUUUUAUAAGGUUUGUCGAAAUAUUGAAAAAGGAACUCGAUGC